AUGUCUUUCAAUGACCUUUUGAGCCUAUCACAGAAUACUACAUCCAGCGUGCAAAGACCUCCGGAACAGCUUCUCAUCAGCGAGGGCACAGUCAUAGCACCCAAAGCUUCUGGGUACUCUGGAGCACCAAAGAUCUGGAGUGAUGAGCAGAUCGCUGCCUGGAAAGAGGGAAGCUAUAUAUACAUGCAAAUUGCUGCUGUGGGGCGGGAGGCUUCUCCCGAUGCCCUCAGAUCUCGCGAUCCUGCGAUCCCUCAUGUUGGAGCAUCAGCUCUACCCCCUACACCUGAUGCGCCCGUUCCUCGAGCGAUGACGAAAGAGGAGAUUAUGGAAUAUAUAGGCUUCUUUGGCAUUGCCACGGCGAAUGCAGUACACAAGGCUAGGUUUGACGGUAUCGAGAUUCAUGGGGCAAAUGGGGUCCUUGUUGACGAGUAUGGCGGAAGUAUGGAGAACCGAAUGAUGUUUCCAUUAUAG
Molecule: messenger RNA, 471 nt
Organism: Desarmillaria tabescens
Lineage: Eukaryota; Fungi; Basidiomycota; Agaricomycetes; Agaricales; Physalacriaceae
Exons: 3
Coding region: 1-471 (156 amino acids)
Molecular function (GO): NADPH dehydrogenase activity; FMN binding
Source: RefSeq, a predicted model, not a curated record